CCCGAAAGGGGGUCUCGAACUUAGCCACCCUUCCCAAGCACGAUCAAGAGAAAGAGGAAAAAAUCUAGAGGUGAGAUCAGAAAGGAUGCCCUGAGCUGCGUAAAGAAGGAGAACCGAUUCCAGAACUCACGGCAGGAAUUGAGACGCGAACCAGAGAAGGAAUCGAGGCAGAAACAAGAGGAAGAGUAGAAGCAGGGACUUCGGCGAAGUCAGGUAUCUCUAAAACUUGAGGUGAAAAUCAUAUUAGGAUCCUGUAUUCAUCUGAAGAGUCAAGCAAAUUCAGGGAUUUCGAGAGUAUCAGGAUGUUAACUUUAGGAACAUUAGGUGAAUCUGGUGUUUGAUACUGUUGAUUUUAUCAUCAAAUUUUAAUUGAAAAUUUUGAAUUAGAUGGUUUUCUGGUGGUUGUUAGGAAGAACUAGAAUCUCUAGUUGUGUUUGUGGAUCCAAGAGAGGAUAUGAGUACCAGCAGAAAUGCAGCCUGGUUAAUGUGAAGUUGAAAUGGGUGAAAGAUAAGGCAUUGGACGCAGCUGUUGCUGGUGAAAAGGAUCUUAGAGCAGCUUGCAAUCUUGUUUCCAUCAUUGCUGCUGCUCCAAACUUCUGCCUUCCAAUCUAUAGUCUUCUCCAGCAUCGUGGCCAACUUGGUUUACCCCAAAAUUUUAAGCUCUCAACAUUUAUUAGGAAGUACCCCACAAUUUUUCAUGAGUCUCAUGUUGUGGACAGUGGUGGCACCUGUGUUCCAUGCUUUGAGUUAACACCUGAAGCCCUAAAUCUUUACCAUGAACAACUUAUUGUUCUCGAGCAGAAUCUGAAAGAACUACUUGACAGGCUUUGUAAACUGUUGAUGCUUACCAAAGAAAUGACCCUCCCUCUGCAAACAGUGGACCAGCUGAGAUGGGAUAUGGGAUUGCCUUAUGAUUAUUAUGAUUCAUUGAUUUCUCAUCACCUUGAUUUGUUUUCUUUGGUUCGCCUUCCUGAUGAUCGGGUUGGCUUGAAACUCCGAGCUUGGGAUGAUAAGCUUGCUAUAUCCCAAUUGCAGAAGAAUGCCCUUUUACAACAAAAGGAAGAUAUGAAAAAUAACUGUUUAGCCUUUCCAAUUCAAUUUACCAGGGGUUUUGGACUGAAAAGGAAGUGCAUGGAGUGGUUAGAAGAAUGGCAGAGACUUCCUUAUACUUCACCUUAUGCUGAUGCCUCUCACUUGGAUCCACGAACUGAUGUCUCAGAGAAGAGAAUUGUGGGUUUGUUUCAUGAGCUUCUUCACCUAACUAUACAAAAGAAAACAGAGCGCAAGAAUCUAAGUAAUCUGCGCAAACCAUUAUCCCUUCCCCAGAAGUUUACAAAGGUUUUUGAGCGCCAUCCUGGCAUCUUCUAUAUAUCUAGGAAGUGUGACACCCAGACUGUUGUUCUUCGGGAAGCCUACGAUCGUCAACAGCUCUUACACAAGCACCCUCUUGCUGAUGUCAGGGAAAAUUUUGCAUGCAUGAUGAGGAAAGGAUUUCUAGAUAGAAGCAGGGGCUUAUCGAAGAUUACUGCUUCUGCUAAUCCAAGAGAAGUGGUUGCUUAUGGCAAUAAACUUGGUGACAGUGAUCUUCAUAAAGAGGCAGGGUCAGAUUGUGAUUUGUUUUCUGAAUAUGAAUCGGAUGAGCAUUUUUUUGACCAUUCCUGAAUUGUAUUUCACUGCAUCUUGUGUUUUUGGCUUAAAAUAAAAUAUAAAAUAUAAAAUAUAAAAAACUUGCACAGUAUCAGCUGUGGAUAGUUGGAUAAUGUUUUGUAAACCUAGUUUUAUGGACGUUCUUCGUUUUUAGUGUUGAGGCUUUCUCAUCAUCCUUUGACGUCCUUUGUAUGGAUUAGGCCUUCAAUGAUGUGUCUGGAUUUCUGCUAUUUGCAAAUUCUCUGGAUCAUGCAAACACUGCAGGACUGUUACUUGAGGUUUCCUACAUUUAUUUGAUUUUAAAUUGUUUGGUUCUAUUCUCUGUGAAAGGCUUCUGGAAUAUCAAUGGAAGGUACAAAUGAGUUUGAAAUUUGAUUUUUCACUCUGUCUUGUUUUAAAAGUUUGAAUUCACCAGUAGAGGUUUGACUUACUUGUUUUCAUUCAUUAUCCUAUUGAAGUCAGUGUUCUUUAGGAGUGAACAGACUAGAAUGGGCAUGAUGGAUGGAUAUGAAAUUCUGGGUGGGGCGAUUUAUCUUUU
This is a messenger RNA of Rubroshorea leprosula, 2185 nucleotides long. Lineage: Eukaryota; Viridiplantae; Streptophyta; Magnoliopsida; Malvales; Dipterocarpaceae. The record is from the annotation of a GenBank genome assembly.